GUGGGGUCGAAUUUGCGGACCUCCGCGGGUCGAGAUUCGGCAGUUUGCAUUUUUGGAGGAAGUUUGGCAGAGAGUGAAAAAAAGGAGGGAAAAAUUUACAGCAGCGAGUCGUUCGACUGCGCACCCGCUGCUCAGAAGCAGCUAUUUGAGCCCGAGGCUGCUCAGAAGCAGCUUGAAGCAGACCCAAAGACGGAGGACUCAGACUCAACGGAGAAAGUCCGCAACCUUGAAGUCAUGCUCCACCUGAUCAAGGUGGACGUGGCCGACACGCUCGAUCGCGAAUCGAACCUGCCUGCCCUGCUCACGGCGCCGGCGAACCACACUCUAAAGCCCACGAGCGCCACCGUGGCUUGUGCGCGGUGGAUUACGGAAGAGUUGCCUGAUUGGUCGAUGCAAUUUGUGCAAACCAUGCAGAAAGAUGUGGUGCUUCAGUGUAUUUGGAUAUCACCGCAGAAUGUCCAGUACCGGUCGCUGAAGCAAGCACUCCGGAAUGGAUUUGUGGAUGCGAAUCAGGUGUGCAGCGCACCGCCUGCGAAGUAUCGGCGCUUAGCGGCGCCAGCUGGGGGCGAACCUCCAGUUGGCGGAGCAGCAGCUUGCGCUGCUACAGCGGCCGUUGCUGGUGAGACUGUGGAGCACGAGGGCGCUGCAAAUGGGAUGGCCGCGGUGGUCGCAACACCCUGUGACAUUCAGCAACAUGCUGAUGCUGCUAGGGCGCUUGACAGUGAGAUUGUCGAGCACGAUGGCGCUGCAACUGCAAAUGGGAUGACCGCCGUGGCAACCGUCUUCCUUCAGGGUUGGCCCUUUGGGCAUUGUCCAGGCUUUCUGCAUGCAGUCAUGCUGACCUACAACGACCACAAAGCCACUUCCCA
Messenger RNA from Cladocopium goreaui, 869 nucleotides. Lineage: Eukaryota; Dinophyceae; Suessiales; Symbiodiniaceae. The record is from the annotation of a GenBank genome assembly.